Molecule: messenger RNA, 955 nt
Organism: Culicoides brevitarsis
Lineage: Eukaryota; Metazoa; Arthropoda; Insecta; Diptera; Ceratopogonidae
Gene: Pex19
Product: peroxisomal biogenesis factor 19
Exons: 3
Coding region: 115-951 (278 amino acids)
Biological process (GO): protein import into peroxisome membrane
Cellular component (GO): peroxisomal membrane; peroxisome
Source: RefSeq, a predicted model, not a curated record
CAAAGUCUUGAAUCUUUCGCACUUUGACCCUCGUGAGUUCGGAGUUAGCAAGAAAAACCCUCAAAAUAGGAUUUCUUUGGACCUUUUUCCGCAAUUUUCACUCCCGACAGUACCAUGGCGACGAAAAAAUCAACAGAAACAUACGACGAUCCCGAAUUAGACGAUUUAUUAAAUGAUGCCUUAGAGGACUUUAACAAGCACGACACAGCGACAAAGACAGAGCAGGAAGCAACGGAGGCAGCAACUGACAAUGCCAGUGAGUUAUGGAAUGCGGAAUUUAUGCAGGAACAAGCAAAAGUGUUCCAAGAAAGCAUGGCAAAACUCUUCGGCGAGGGCGGAGAUCCCGCAGCAGCUGACACCGUCGCGCUCGGCUUCCAAAAAAUGGCCGAAGCAGCAAGUAUGGCGAUGAAAAACGACCACGAAGGCUUAAGCAAAAUGGAUCCCGAGUUCGCCGAAAGCAUACAAGAAGUGCUAAAAGGCUUAAACGAAGGCACCGAAGCUGCACAAAACCCCUUCAACGCCGAGGAGCUUGCCAGCAUGUUCCAAGGCCUCGACAUGGGCGGCGAAAAUGGCGAAGCAGCCGGUUUCAUGCCUUUCAUGCAAAGCAUGAUGCAAAGUUUGCUCUCAGCGGAGAUUCUGUUGCCAAGUUUGAAGGAUUUGGUGGAAAAAUACCCAAAUUACCUGAAAGAAAACGCCACGAAACUCUCAAAGGAGGACAAGGAAAAGUACGAAAAGCAAUUUGGAUUGAUCAAAGAAGUCGUAGCUGAGCUAGAGAAAGAAAAAUCAUCCGAUUCAGCGGAUGUGAAGAAGGAAAGAUUCAACGUUGUGCUAGAAAAAAUGCAAAAAAUGCAGGAUUUGGGACAACCGCCUGCGGAAUUGCUCGGCGAUGGAGGCGGCGCAAGUUUACCCGGAUUCGAUCCGGCAUUAAAUGACCAAUGUUCGGUUAUGUGAGCGA